This is a messenger RNA of Doryrhamphus excisus (bluestripe pipefish), 2791 nucleotides long. RefSeq names its product voltage-gated potassium channel regulatory subunit KCNG3-like. Gene Ontology annotation, molecular function: delayed rectifier potassium channel activity. Gene Ontology annotation, biological process: action potential; protein homooligomerization; potassium ion transmembrane transport. Lineage: Eukaryota; Metazoa; Chordata; Actinopteri; Syngnathiformes; Syngnathidae. The record is from RefSeq and is a predicted model, not a curated record. Gene Ontology annotation, cellular component: voltage-gated potassium channel complex; membrane.
GAGAGGAGGAUGAGGAGAUAGAAGAUGCGCUACUGCUGGGUUUCAGUCUGAUACAUUGAACACAGGAAGUUUCAUAAUGCAGGUCUGGCUUGAGAGUGCUUUAGGAGGACACCUUUGUCUUCACGAGGAGUCCCCGCUGCACUUUUGUGACCGACUUCCCAAAUGCUGUUAACAGCAUGCGAGAAGACGACAAAACAGAGCAAUGAAGUGCUAACCGAAGACAUUAGAACAACUGAACGUUCCAUCUAUCUUCUAUCAUCAACAAACAAGAUGGAGUUUGGAAGUAUUUAAACACAAGAGGACACUGUAGGGACACAACCAUUGACAGAAGAUGAAGUUUGGAAGCAGUCUGUGUACGCUCAAUGUUGGCGGUCGCAGGUUUUCCUUCUCGGUGGAGCUGAUGAAGCAUCUCCCAUUGAGCAGACUGAGCCGUCUCUACCGCUGCGUGUCAGAGAGCGAGUUGCUGGAGCUCUGUGAUGACUACGACCGUGACAGAAAUGAGUUUUUCUUUGACCGGCACUCUGAGGCUUUCAGUUUCAUUAUGCUGUACCUGCAGCAUGGCAAAUUACGCUUCGUCCCGCACAUGUGUGAACUGUCCUUCUAUAAUGAAAUGCUCUACUGGGGCCUAGAGAGUGCAGACUUGCAACUGUGCUGCCAGCGGCGGCUGGACGAACGUCUGUCAGACUGCUUUGUUCACUUCUUCCCCGAGGAGGAACCACAGGACCCAGAAGAACCUCAGGAUCGCUGGCUGGAAAGGAUGAGAAGGACGUUUGAGGAACCCACAUCUUCAGUGGCAGCACAAAUCCUGGCCUUUGUGUCUGUGCUUUUUGUCCUCAUUUCCAUGGUGAUGCUGUGUGCGAGCACCUUACCAGAGUGGAAGGCUGCUGAAACACUGGAUGAGCACAGGAUCAUCGAGGCAGUGUGUAUAGGUUGGUUCACCGCUGAGUGUAUUGUCCGUUUCAUCGUGUCUCGGGACAAAUGCGAGUUUGUGCGCCGUCCCCUGAACAUCAUUGACCUGCUGGCCAUCACUCCUUAUUACAUCUCUGUUACUGUGACACAUCUGACUGGAGAGAAUUCCCAGCUCCAGCGGGCCGGUGUGACACUGCGUGUGCUGCGGAUCAUGAGAAUCUUCUGGGUGAUCAAGCUGGCGCGUCACUUCCUCGGCCUGCAAACACUCGGUCUGACGCUGCGGCGUUGCUAUCGCGAGAUGGUAAUGCUUCUGGUAUUCAUCUUUGUCGCCAUGGCCAUAUUCAGUGCGUUGGCCCAACUUUUAGAAGGCGGCAACCAAGACUACACCAGCAUCCCCGCUGCCAGCUGGUGGGUAAUCAUCUCCAUGACUACGGUGGGCUAUGGAGACAUGUACCCAGUAACUGUGGCCGGUCGCGUACUGGGUGGGUUCUGUGUGGUGAGCGGAAUCGUACUUCUUGCUCUACCAAUCACCUUCAUCUACCACAGCUUUGUGCAGUGCUACCAUGAGCUCAAGGUGCGCUCAGUCCGAUGCAUUCGUAGUUUGUCAACUGAUUUCAUUGACUGAAGGACAAAUUAAGCCUCAGCAGUAACUAUUAGCCAAAGUGUUUUGACUCAGAGCAAAUGGACGUGGGACAGGUCAGGUGAAGAUUAUACUGAUAAUUAGUUAUCAAAAUGUUUUUGAAAGAAACUGAGAUCUGUUGAAAUGUUUAUUCCCUCUUAGUGGAAACAAUUUGCAAGUACAGGAUUACAAUGAGGAACACUUUUGUUAAAUACAAAUUGAAAUGGACAAAAACUGUCAAAACAUUUCUUUAAAUGUCUACCCUAGGGGCACCUCCUGGUUGGGCCCUGUGCCCUGGAAGGGUCUGAAGCCCAUGCAAAGUCAAUCAUAGACCUGUGCCCUAAUGUGUCCUGCCCUAAUGUGGUUCUCAUGAUAGUCCAUGAUAGUCAUGAUAACGUACCCACACGGAUUCAGAUCGGGGGAUCCGUUCCUCCCAAACACCUACAUCCAGGUCACACAAUCAUUGCCAACAAGUUUCCCAGGAGAACCAUAGAGUCUCUUGUGGAGGUGUUCUACAGCACCACCGUGAGGACUUCCAAGAAGGCCGUGUAUUCUGAACUGCCAUUUGGUGCAGCCACAUAAAUGACAGUGAGCACCCUUUCUGUGACCCAAAGGUGGAGGGAAGUGACACUCCCAUUACAUUGGCAUCGAGGUGCGCUGAUAUUAAUAAGCCAAAACCAACUGCCGUAUCUCCCCUUGGACAAGGUCCAGGCCUUCUCAAGGUCUUUGGUUCCAGAGCCUGAAAUGUGGAUUAAGGUGACACCAAUUUUGUUUGGUCAGAACUUUUCAACCUCACAUACAAUUUUAGGGUCCAUGUCACAAGAACCAGAUUUGGUAGAUGAUAACCAGGUCCAAACACCCACCCCCGACAACCACUCAGUGCACAACUAUCACGAUAACGGAUAAAUAACAGAUAAAUCAAUUGAUCGAAUGAUGAAAAAAAAAACCAGGUUGAUAAUUACAACGUCCUUCUGCAGCCACGCUCUAUUUUGUGAGGUUCCAAAGCACAAUGGCUGCUACAUGAAGACACCAGAUUAUUACUUUUUAUUGUGUUCCACAUGACCACAUUCAAUGACCACAGCUUUAAGAGCUGAUUUCCUUCAUCAAUCUCCUUAUUUAGCAACUGUAAUGGUCUCGUAUUUCAACCCCUGGUUUUGUAAUUGUCUCAUGCGUAGUAUCUCUUGUUAUCCUUAGUCCGCUUGUGCCUUUUCUGUCUUAUCAAAUGUCUUUCAUUUAUUUUGCCUGCUCAUUCCUGUGUUGUAU